GAGGUCAAUAAAGCAAAAAACAAUAGAAACAAAAAGGAAAUCCAAAAGAACAUAUUCAAAUAAAAUUAUUUUAAAAGUACGAAAAAUUUUUUUUCUAUUAGAUUCGAAAUCUGAUGCAGUGUUGUCGUCGAUUCGUAGAAACGACCAUUAAAAUUAAAAUGUAAUCAAUAGAACUGUCGGAGAAUAAUAAGAAAACAAAAAAAAAUAAUCAAAUUAAUUCAAAGUUAAGAUUAAAUUUUAUAUUUUAUUUACAAAUAAAUAUUUUAUUAUUUAAAAUUAAUAAAGAAAAUGUGAAACGAAAACAUUCAAAUGAUGAUAAAAGCUUAAGAAAAAAAGUAAUACGAAAAUAAAAUUGCAAGUGAUUGUUAUACAGUUAUGAAUAAUAAAAAUUUAAACAGUACUCUUUUAUUGAAAUUGAAUUCACAAAAUUAAAUAAAACUUUAAUUACGAAACAAAACAAAAAAAAUUAAAUAAAAAUUGUUUAAUUAAAUUAAAAAUAAUGUGCUUGUAGGUAAAAUUAAAAAAAAAAGAAAACUAAUUUUUGCAUGCCCUCUAACCUCGCCAUGCAACUAUCGGUUGACCAACCGCAUGCUUAAAAUAUUUCUGAAAAUUAUACAAAGUAAUUUUAUACAUUGACAAUUAAUUAAAAUCUUUACUUCGUGUGUUGUAAAUUUUUAUUUUAUUACUUUUUUUAUUUUUUUUAAUAAAACUUCAAUUAUUAUUUUCAAAUAUGGAAAUAUCAAAUAAAAUAAAAUUCUUGGUGAUUUCAACAUUGGUGCUUUUCAUAGGUUCUUGUAAUGGAUCGCAUUCGAAAGAACAGUUUGAAUCCACAGAUAAAUUAUUUCAAAUAAAUGAUAAUGUACUAAAUUCAAAAAUUACAUUUGAUGAUGAAAAAGUGACAUUGCCAACCGAUUUAUUAGAAAAUAGCGAUGUAUCAACCACCAUUAUUCCUACCGAAAUUACAACAAAAGCCAAUUCAUUGCUAAUAAAAAAAAUUAUAGAAAAUGUUGAAGCUACUACGAUACGCGAUGAUAGAUCACAAGUAAACAAUCAGACUUUCAAUAAUUCGGAAAAAAGUGAAGAAAAUAUUGAAACAGCAAAGGAACAAGGUGUCGAAGUAACAACUGAAACGCAUAUUGUAGACGCAUUAAUAUCACCAGGAAUUCCUGGUUCUACCUUAAAUGAAAAAAGUUUAGAUGAAGUUAGAUAUAGUAAUAAAAGUGCAUUGAAUGAAGUUGUGAAUGGUACAAAUUCAGAGGAAAAUUCUUUAAGUUCAUCUAAAAAUUUAAUAGAUUCAAGACCCAAAGAACACAUUGAAAUUCAAAAAAUAACAACUGGCGAAGAUUUAGAAGAAAGUAUUAAGAAAUCUGUGCGCGAUGAAAUAUUGAUAGAGAAUCCAAUCGAUCAAAAUGCUCUUGAUGUACUAGAAAAUAUUCCAGAUCCAGAACUUAGGGAAUCAGUUGCUAGAGAUAUAUUAGGAGAUGAUUAUAUUAGACGAACUGAAUUAAAUGCCAAUAUUAAUGCCGAUGCAAUCAAUGUAAAAUAUGAAACCAUUUCACCUGACUUGGACUUGAAAGAACAAAAAAAUAAUUCGGAAGACAUUGAGUACAAAAAGUCAAAGGAAGAAAUUUUGAAUAACGUUCAACAUCAUGAAUAUGAAAAUAGAGUUUUCGAUGUAACAACUGCUGUUUCAGAAAAUGAAUCUAAGACAAUUGAUUUAGAAAAAAAUUUAACAGACGAAAAUAAUUCAGUUUAUACAACAAGUGUUGCUCCAGAAAUUGAUUACAAAACUGAAACUAAAAACGAAGUAACGGAAUCUACUUUUGAAACUACUACAACAUCAAAAGAAUUAAAUGUAGCAGAUAGAGUUGAACUUCAGGAAAAGCAAAAUAAAAUGGACAAGGUCAUAUUAAAUAUGCCAGAAAGGGGGGGCAGAGCCAUGAUUUUUAGUAAUUCUAUAAUUAAUCAUGAUUUAAUUGAUAACACUUUAAAUAAUUACAUGUCAACUCUUGCACCUACGGAAUUUGUCACUGAUUUGCCCACAACUGAAGUUAUAAGUAGUUUAUUUGAAAAUCAAAAUGAGGAAAAAACGAUUGAAACAGUCGACAAUUCUGGAAAAAUAACAGAAUAUCACAGUUCAGAAAAUGAAAUUGAAAAUAGUGUUUACGUCAAACCGUUUCUAAAUUAUAAAGACGAAUCUGCCGAAUUGGUUCAGCAACAUAAAGUUUUCACUACUCUUUCGCCAAUAAAACAAGACAAGCCGGAAAUUUCUGUGCAAGAAGGAGAAAUAAAGUAUGGUUUUACAACUGAAAUACCCAAAGCUGAAGAAGGUGAUCAAAUUUAUUUUACUACUGAAUCAUUAAAUGUAAAUGAUCUAAAUAAUGACCAACAUCACACUCUAAAAAAUUUUACUAGCAAAGAAGAUGAAUAUUACAAUAAAGCUUCUACAUCGACUGAAGAAUCGGAGAUUGAAAAUACUAGUACCAUGUCUCAGGAAGGAAAUGAAUCUGUAUAUGUAGAUCAUGCAACGAUUAAUAUCAAACCAAAAGAAAUUUCAGAUAGCUCCGAUUCUGAUUCGUCAGAGGAAAUUGAAAAUGUUAAGAAAGAUAAAUCAUCGACUAAAAAGUCGAAGAAGAAAGAUGACAAGUCGUCUAGUGCUUCAGAUUCUUCUAGCGAAGAAUCUGAAAGUGUGGAAAAAUUUGGUGAAUAUGAAAAUAAAAAUUCUAAAACUAAUUCCAAGGCAAAAGGUAGAUCAUUUCCAUUAAAUAGCACACCCCAAUUAGUAGAAACUGGCAUUGAACUAUUCACACCUGUUCCGGAAGAUUCAGUUUCCGAAAGCUCAGAUUCAAAGGAAGAACAUAUAAUCAUGAAAAAACCAAGUGCCAAAUCAGAAGAUGAAAAUACUGUUAUGCCCAUUAUUGCUAACAUAAAAACAACAGAAAAUCCUAAAUUGAAUUUAUUAAACCCCCGUUUAAAAUUUCUAUUAAUACCAGAUGAAACAAAAAAAAUUCCACAACUAACUUUCGAGACAACUACACUUUUGCCCUUAAAAAUUUUUAAAUCUCACCCAUUACAACCUGUUGUCACUGAUGAUAUUCCAAACGAAACAAAUUUUGCACCAAGAACCCUAGAUGAAAUAAUUCCAUCUCAACAAAAGGAACAACAACCUGCAUAUGAAAAUGAAAUUAAUCAAAUUUUAGAAACUGAGAGCACUACUAAAUUAAUUGGCGAAACAUUUACAGAAGCUGUUGAAUUAAGUAAAGAAAUAAAUCGUAAUAUGAAUUUAUUUCUUGACCCUUUUGAAACGAAUCGUUCGAUUUCUACUCUUAGUAGUGAGAAUCAUUCUACUUCAAGUGAUGAAAUUAUGGCAGCAUCAAGUAUUGCUGAAGCUUUACCAAAUCAAGAUAUAAAAUCAAUAGAAAGUUCAAUGAAUCCAACUUUAGUUGUAUUAAUAUGUGUCAGCAUUGUUAUCAUGAUUAUUGCUGUUUUAGUUGUAACAUUUUUCAGAUUUCGUACACCACAAGGUGUUUUAGAUAUUGAAAUGCAAGAGCAACGUAAUGGUAAAAAUUAUAAUAACGAUCAUGAUGACGAAACAAUUAAUGAAAAGGAUUAUAAUUGCUGUACAACAGCUAGAUCAUCAUCUACAUCAGGUAUUGAAGAUACAUCUGCAUCAUGUUCCUUAGUAACAACAUCUUCAAUAACAUCAAGAAAUAAAACAUCAUCACCUAUAUCAGCAUCAUCUGCAUCAAAAUCAUCGGUAGUUAAAAGAUCGAUAUCAGAUAGUAGAUCAAAUAAUUUAUCAGCACAAUCAGUUAGUCUAUUAUCAGAGGAAUUAAAUGAUAAAGAAUAUGAAAAACAACAUCAAAAAACGAUACCAGCCGAAAUGUGUAAAUUAAUACCAAAAUUACAAAUAAAUGGAGAUAAUAAUUUUGAUGACGACGAUGAGAACUUAUAAUAGAAAUCAUUUUUUUCCUUUUAUUAAAAAAACAUUAUUUUAAUGUGCCAAUAAUAACUGAUAUAAUUUGCGAUAUAUUUAUAAUUAUAACACUAGUUUAUAUAAGAAAAAAUAAUAAAUUUAAUAUUAAAACUUAAAUAUCAAAGAUAAAAAGAGACAAAGCAAUUACAGAUAAGCAAUAAAAUAAAAAAAACACUGUUUUCUAAUUACGCGUAAGCGAUUUUUAAUCAGAUUUAAUAGAACCUUUAUUAAAAGUAAAAGAAAUAAUUUUUUGAUUACUUUUUAAAAAACAAAAAAAAUUCAAUUUUUAUUUAAAUGUUUUAAUUUUUGUUUUUUGCUCUUGGUACGAUAGAAAUUAUACAUCAGAGCAUAAAUGAUAAAUGAAAAAAAUAGAAGGAAACAAUUGAAUCAUUAAAACGAACAAAAUAAUAGGAGAAAAUUUAAUGCCAGUUUUGAAAAACUGUUUUAUUCUGAAAUCAGUAUAAGCACAAAUUUUAUUGAAUUUCAAUAAAAAUACCCCA
Molecule: messenger RNA, 4476 nt
Organism: Condylostylus longicornis
Lineage: Eukaryota; Metazoa; Arthropoda; Insecta; Diptera; Dolichopodidae
Exons: 3
Coding region: 731-3955 (1074 amino acids)
Source: RefSeq, a predicted model, not a curated record